Molecule: messenger RNA, 7644 nt
Organism: Dreissena polymorpha
Lineage: Eukaryota; Metazoa; Mollusca; Bivalvia; Myida; Dreissenidae
Product: spectrin alpha chain-like
Exons: 52
Coding region: 156-7472 (2438 amino acids)
Biological process (GO): actin cytoskeleton organization
Cellular component (GO): cell junction; cell projection; cortical actin cytoskeleton
Molecular function (GO): actin filament binding; calcium ion binding
Source: RefSeq, a predicted model, not a curated record
CAAUCUAUCUCCAAUAAUUGCAUUACUCACAUUCCUGGGCCAGCAGCCAACAGCAUCUGGGAGGAUUUGUCAGUCAAUAUAGAAACUGGGAACUGUGUGCUAGGAUAGCUUCUGUAUAGGGUUAUAUCAAAUCUGGAAAAAAGUGAGUGUUCACCAUGACCGAGGUUCAGCCUCGAGAGAUCAAGAUCCUCGAGACUGCUGAGGACAUUCAGCAGCGCAGAGAGGAGGUGCUUGGUAGAUACUCGGCCUUCAAACAGGCCAUCGCUGACAGACGCAACAAACUUGAAGACUCCAGACGGUACCAGUAUUUCAAGCGCGAUGCAGAUGAGCUGGAGAGCUGGAUUCUGGAGAAAUUGCAGACAGCCUCAGAUGAGAGCUACAAAGACCCAACUAACCUGCAGGCAAAGAUCCAGAAGCACCAGGCUUUCGAGGCAGAGGUGGCCGCCCACGCUAACGCAAUCGUUACCCUUGACAACAUUGGAACGGAGAUGAUAGACCAGGGACACUUUGCUUCUGAAACCAUCAAGGAGAGACUUGACGAGCUGCACAGACUCUGGGAGCUGCUGCUCUCCAAGCUCAAGGACAAGGGACUCAAGCUGCAGCAGGCUCUCAAGCUGGUACAGUUCAUGAGGGAGUGCAACGAGGUCAUGUUCUGGAUACACGACAAGGAAGCGUUUGUGACCUCAGAGGAAUUUGGUCAGGACCUGGAACAUGUGGAAGUGCUGCAGAAGAAGUUUGAUGAGUUCCAAAAAGAUCUGCAGAACCAUGAAGAUAAGGUGACGGAGGUGAACACGCUGUCCCAGCAGCUGCUGGAGGACGGCCACCCAGACGAGGACACGAUCAACCAGAAACGUGACGAGGUUAACGAGGCCUGGGCCCGCCUCAAACAGCUCUCACUGCUCAGACAGGAGAGGCUCUUCGGGGCUCACGAGAUACAGAGGUUCAACAGAGAUGCUGACGAGACGAUUGCCUGGAUCAUGGAGAAGGACGCCAUCUUGUCUACAGACGACUACGGGAGAGACCUCGCCAGUGUGCAGGCAUUGAGGCGUAAACAUGAGGGAGUUGAGAGGGACCUGGCGGCUCUCAAUGAGAAGGUUUCCCAGCUGGGUGCGGAGUCCAAGCGUCUCCAGGACAUCCACCCGGACCACGAGGACGCCAUCAAUGCCAAGCAGACAGAGAUAGAGGACAACUGGAUGCAACUCAAGGAGAAGGGUGCGGAGAGGAAGGCGCGCCUGGACGACUCGUACAACCUGCACCGGUUCCUGGCAGACUUUCGUGACCUCGUUUCCUGGAUACAUGACAUGAAGGCCAUCAUCUCUGCAGACGACCUCGCCAAGGACGUGGCGGGGGCUGAGGCCCUGCUGGAGAGGCACCAGGAACACAAGGGUGAGAUAGAUGCCCGAGAAGACAGCUACAAGUCAACCAUGGAGGCAGGCAAGAGACUGGUGGAGACCAACCACUACGCAGCAGAAGAGGUCAAGGAAAAGCUGCACACCCUGUCCUCUGAGAAGUCAAGCCUGCAUGAGCUGUGGGAGGAGAGGAGGAUCCUGUAUGAGCAGUGUAUGGACCUGCAGCUCUUCCUGAGGGACACAGAGCAGGCCGACGCCUGGAUGACCAAACAGGAGGCGUUCCUGGCCAAUGAGGACCUGGGUGACUCUCUGGACUCUGUGGAGGCGUUGUUCAAGAAGCACGAUGACUUUGAGAUGUCCCUGGCGGCCCAGGAGGAGAAGAUCAAGGCGCUGGACGAGUUUGCAACGAAACUCAUCGAGAACGAGCACUACGCUGCUGAUGAUGUGGCCGCCAGACGGGACCAGUUGUUGAGACGCAGGGACAGCCUGUACGAUGCGUCCCAGCUGCGGCGCCACCUGCUGGAGGAGUCAUACAAGUUCCAGACGUUCCAGCGUGACUGUGACGAGACCAAGAGCUGGAUCAACGAGAAACUCAAGACUGCAUCCGACGCCAACUACCUGGACCCAACCAACCUACAGACAAAGGUUCAAAAGCACCAGAAUUUCGAAGCCGAGGUUGAGGCUAACAAAGGUCGCAUUGGGGCCAUACAGACCUCUGGGGAGCAACUUCUGAAAGAGGAACACUACGCCUCUGAAACAAUCAGAGAGCGUAUGGAGGAGAUACUGGAGCUGUGGGCGUCCCUACAGAAGGCCACAGAGUUCAAGGGCAACAAGCUGCGAGAGGCCAGUCAGCAGCAGCAGUUCAACAGGAGUGUGGAGGAUGUGGAGUCCUGGCUGGGAGACGUGGAGGGACAACUCAUGUCUGAGGACUAUGGCAAGCUUCUGAGACGUCAAGACCUGACCAGUGUACAGAAUCUACAGAAGAAACAUGCCCUCCUGGAGGCAGAUGUGGCUGCACACCAGGACCGUAUUGAGAACAUAGCAGUGCAGGCCAAAUCUUUCGUGGAGUCUGGCCAUUUCGACUCAGACAACAUCAAGGCUAAGCAGACCCAACUCCACAACAGAUACAAGGCCCUCAAGGAUCCUAUGGUAGCCCGCCACCAGAAACUUGAAGACGCCCUGAAGCUGCAGCAGUUCCUGAGAGACGUGGAAGACGAGGAAGACUGGAUACGAGAGAAGGAGCCCAUAGCAGCCUCUACUAACAGAGGUCGAGACCUGAUUGGCGUUCAGAACCUGAUGAAGAAGCACCAGGCCCUUCAGGCCGAGCUUGCCGGCCACGAGCCUCGCAUCAACAACGUCAGCCAGCAGGGGACAGCAAUGAUCAAGGAGGGACACUUCGCUGCAGACGAGAUACAGGGAAAGAUCUCCGAACUGGAGGACCGAUGGCAAACUCUCAAGGACAAGGCCGGUCAGCGCAAGCAGGACUUAGAGGACUCCCUACAGGCCCAGCAGUACUUUGCAGAUGCUAACGAGGCUGAGUCAUGGAUGCGGGAGAAGGAGCCAAUAGCCUCGAACGCAGACUACGGGAAAGAUGAGGACUCCGCUGAGGCUUUACUGAAAAAACACGACGCGUUCAUGUCUGACCUUGAGGCCUACAGGACUGUGAUAGAGGGGCUCCAUGAACAGGCGCAGGCCUGCAAGCAACAAGAAGCGCCGGUUAUAGACGACCUUGGCACGGAGAAGGUGAUGGCCCUGUAUGACUACUUGGAGAAGUCUCCCCGUGAGACUUCCAUCAAGAAGGGAGACGUUCUCACUCUCCUUAACAGCACCAACAAGGACUGGUGGAAGGUGGAGGUGAACGACCGUCAGGGGUUCGUUCCCGCGGCCUACGUGAAGAAGCUGGACCCGAGCCUGUCUGCAAGCAGGAACAACCUGAUGGAUGAGUUCACCAUCUCAGUCAGGCAGAACCAGAUUGAGACUCAGUAUGCCAACCUGUUGGACCUGGGCAACCAGCGCCGUGAAAAGAUCCAGGAGUCGUGCAAGGCGUACCAGCUGGUGCGUGAGGCAGCGGAGCUGGCGGCCUGGAUCACGGAGAAGGAGGGCAUUAUGGUGGGGGAGGACGUGGGAGAUGACCUGGAGCAGGUCGAGGAGAUGCAGAAGAAGUUCCACGACUUCCAGAAGGACCUGAAGACCAACGAGGCCAGGCUGCAAGAAUUGAACAGCAUUGCUGACCGCCUAACAGCCAUGGGCAAGACAGAGGCUGCUGAGAAGAUCAGGGAACAAAUCAUUACACUGAACACUCGCUGGGCGACCUUACAGCAGGUGACUGCAGACCGCGCCCAGACCCUGGGCAGUGCCCACGAGGUGCAGCGCUUCCACCGCGAUGUGGACGAGACCAAGGACUGGAUCAACGAGAAGAACCAGGCUCUGAACAACGACAACUACGGGCAUGACCUGGCCAGCGUGCAGGCUCUACAGAGGAAACAUGAGGGCCUAGAGAGGGACCUGGCCGCACUCAACACCAAGGUGCGAGACUUGGAUGAGACUGCCAAGCGACUGAUGAUGACCCACCCUGACCAGGGGGAGCAGAUCUAUGAACACCAGACUGAGAUCCUGGAGAUGUGGAACGCUCUCACUGCUAAGGCCAACAACAGGAAGGCCAAGCUCCUGGACAGCUACGACCUACAGCGCUUCCUCAGCGACUACCGCGACCUCACAUCCUGGAUCAACAGCAUGAUGGCGCUGGUCUCGUCUGACGAGCUCGCCAGGGACGUCACCGGGGCCGAGGCUCUGCUGGAGAGACACCAGGAACACAAGACGGAGAUUGAUGCGCGCUCGGGCACGUUCCAGGCCUUUGAGACGUUUGGUCAGCAGCUGCUCCAGAACCAUCACUACGCCAGCGAGGAUGUGAGAGUCAGGCUAGAGGAACUGGCGCAGGCUAGAGAGGAACUUGAGCAGGCAUGGAUCCAGCGCCGUAUGAAGCUAGACCAGUGCCUGGAGCUGCAGCUGUUCUACCGUGACUGUGAGCAGGCUGAGUUCUGGAUGUCGUCCCGCGAGGCGUUCCUGUCUGGAGACCAGGUGGAUGGAGACAAUGUCGAGACUCUCAUCAAGAAACACGAGGACUUUGAUCGUGCCAUUGAUGGACAGCAAGAGAAGAUUCAGGCCCUCCAAGUGUUUGCAGACCAGCUGAUUGGUGGUGAACACUACGACGCUGAUGCCAUCGAGGAUAAACGUGACCAGGUCCUAGUUAGAUGGAAGAACCUGAAGGAUGCCCUGAUUGACAACCGGUCCAAGCUGGGAGAGGCCCAGACGCUGCAGCAGUUCUCUCGGGACGCUGACGAGAUGGAGAACUGGCUGCAGGAGAAGCUGCAGAUUGCCAGCGACGAGUCCUACAAGGACCCCACCAAUAUACAGAGCAAGCACCAGAAGCACCAAGGUUUCGCGGCUGAACUUGCGGCCAACGCUGACAGACUGAAGGCCCUGAUGGCCACUGGACAAGCCCUGAUAGACAAGCACAAGUGCGCAGGCUCAGAGCCGGCGGUGCAGGCGCGACUGAAGAGCCUGGCAGAGCAGUGGGAGACGCUGGUGGACAAGUCAGCAGAGAAGAGUGAGAAACUGAAAGAGGCCAGCAGGCAGCAGACGUACAACGCAGGGGUCAAGGACAUUGAGUUCUGGCUUGGAGAGGUUGAGCAGAUGCUGGCUAGUGAGGAGUACGGCAAGGACCUGGCCUCCGUACAGAACCUUGCAAAGAAGCACCAGCUCCUGGAGGCUGACAUAGCGGCCCACGAGGACCGCAUCAGGGACCUCAACCAGCAGGCUGACCAGUUCAUCGAGAGCGGCGUGUGGGACGCAGAGAGCAUCGAGGUCCGCAAGAGGACCAUCAACGAGAGAUACGAGAAGAUCAAGGAGCUUGCCAUCACGAGAAAGACUCGUCUCAAUGAGGCCAAUACCAUGCACCAGUUCCUGAGAGACAUUGAUGAUGAGGAGGCCUGGAUCAAGGAGAAAAAGCUGCUGGUUGGUUCAGAGGACUAUGGGAAGGACUUGACAGGUGUGCAAAAUCUUCGUAAGAAACACCGACGUCUUGAGGCUGAGCUGGCCAGCCACGAACCUGCCAUACAGGCGGUGCAGGAGACGGGAGCUAAGCUGAUCAGUGAGUCUGACAUCAACACGGCCGACAUACAGCACAGGCUGGAGCAGCUGGCCGAGAGCUGGGAGGAACUCAAGAACAUGGCCGAGAACAGAGGCCAGAUGCUGGAGGAGUCUCAUGCGUUUCAGCAGUUCUCAGCCAAUGUAGAUGAGGAGGAGGCGUGGAUAGCAGAGAAACAGAGGCUGUUGUCUGGUGGAGACCUCGGGGACACCAUGGCUGCAGUCCAGGGUCUGCUGAAGAAGCAUGAAGUAUUUGAGACGGACUUCCACGUGCACAGGGAUCGUUGUCAGGAGGUGCAGAAGGAGGGAGAGAAGCUCAUGCAUGAGGGCAAUCACAACCGUGAGAGCAUCGCCCAGCGUAUCAAGGGCCUGCAGGACAAGUUAUCUUCCCUUGAAGAGGCAGCUGCUCUCCGGAAGGCAGGGCUCAUAGACAACUCCGCCUUCCUGCAGUUCAUCUGGAAGACGGACGUGGUGGAGAGCUGGAUAGCUGACAAGGAGACGCAGGUCCGGUCUGACGAGUAUGGGCGAGACCUGUCCUCUGUACAGACACUGCUCACUAAACAGAUGAGACAAGCAGCUUCACUGACAGGGUACCUUAUGGUGAAGAAGGACACUUUCGAUGCCGGCCUUCAAGCUUUCGAGAAGGAGGGCAUACAGACCAUAACAAUCUUGAAGGACCAGCUUAUUGCUUCCAAGCAUGCCAAGACUGCGUCCAUUAAGAAGAGAUACGACGAUGUCAUGAGCAGAUGGAAAAAACUGUUGGACGACUCUGACCAGAGGAAGCAGACGUUGCUACGGUUACAGGACCAGUACCGCCAGAUUGAGGACCUCUACCUGGCUUUCGCUAAGAAGGCUUCGGCCUUCAACUCCUGGUUUGAGAACGCUGAGGAGGACUUGACUGACCCAGUGAGAUGUAACUCGGUAGAGGAAAUCAGGCAUCUGCGUGAGAACCACGAGCAGUUCAAGGCCUCUCUGGAGGCGGCCCAGGAUGACUUCAACCAGCUGGCGGCCCUUGACAAGGAGAUCAAGAGCUUCAACGUUGGCCCCAACCCAUACACCUGGUUCACCAUGGACGCACUGCAGGACACGUGGAACAACCUCCAGAAGAUCAUCAAGGAGCGUGAUGUGGACCUGCAGAAUGAGCAACAGAGGCAGGAGGAGAAUGAUCAGCUGAGGAAGCAGUUUGCACAGGCUGCCAACGCCUUCCAUGGCUGGCUUACGGACACCAGGAUGUGGCUGUUAGACGGAGGGUCGGCCAUGAUGGAAGGGUCUGGUACACUGGAAGAUCAGCUAGAGGCUACCAAGAAAAAGGCGGUGGAGGUACGCUCCCAGAAGGGUCAGCUGAAGAGAAUAGAGGACCUGGGGGCAGCCAUGGAGGAGAGACUCAUCCUGGACAACAGGUACACCGAACACAGCACAGUGGGUCUAGCCCAACAGUGGGACCAGCUAGACCAGCUGGGUAUGCGCAUGCAGCACAACCUUGACCAGCAGAUCCAGGCGCGCAACCGCAGUGGAGUGUCUGAGGACGCCCUUAGAGAGUUCUCCAUGAUGUUCAAGCACUUUGACAAGGACAAGUCUGGCAAGCUGGACCAUCAGGAGUUCAAGUCCUGUCUCCGCGCCCUUGGAUACGACCUGCCCGUUGUGGAGGAGGGUCAAGUUGACCCUGAGUUCCAGGCCAUACUGGACAUGGUUGAUCCCAACAGGGAUGGCCACGUGUCUCUGCAGGAGUACAUGGCGUUCAUGAUCAGCCGUGAAACAGAGAACGUGCAGUCGAGCUCUGAGGUGGAGCAGGCGUUCAGGGCCCUCACGUCCGGGGACAAGCCGUACAUCACCUCCCAGGAGCUCUAUGCCAACCUGACGAGGGAGCAGGCAGACUACUGUAUACAGCGUAUGAAACCUUUCAUAGACCGCACUGGACGCACCAUACCUGAUGCGUACGACUACGCAGAUUUUACUGCAAAUAUGUUUGUGAACUAGCAAACAUUGUGACACGAAAAAUGACUUUAUAAUAGGUUUAGGCAUUGUAUUCUCAUUUUAUUCAAAAUAUAAUGUUUAUACUGUGUUUUGUGGUAUGUAACCAUUGCUUUUUGUGAGUGUAGCAAAUGCUGUAUCUAGUAGCAUAUGGUGUAUUGGCAUUAAUUUAUGAACU